Messenger RNA from Saccostrea cuccullata (small rock oyster), 715 nucleotides. RefSeq lists its product as uncharacterized. The coding region runs from base 1 to 615 and encodes 204 amino acids. Gene Ontology annotation, molecular function: calcium ion binding. Lineage: Eukaryota; Metazoa; Mollusca; Bivalvia; Ostreida; Ostreidae. The transcript has 4 exons. The record is from RefSeq and is a predicted model, not a curated record.
AUGAAGAAUCGUCGAGGAAAAUUAAACUUCAUCUUUAUUUACGCAACUUUGGCGGCACUGGUCCACUCUCAGAAUUCUGAAUCCCAUGUUGGCGUAAACCUGAAUGUAGACCAAAGUGGUAUAUUUGAGGUAGGGGCAACAUUGGAACACAAAAUUCAACAUAAGGAUACCAGUUCCAGUGUUUCAGUGUCUGCCAGUGUUAACUCUGCAGGCGGCUGGGGUGUCGGAUUCAGCUUUAACAAGGAGUUCAAAAGGUCAACUGAUGAUACUAAGUUUGAAAAGCAUACCGGACGUUACGUCGUUUGGAUUCUAGCCAAUCAGUGUAACUUCCGCACAUAUGAUCAGAAUGGGGACAAUCUCAUUAGUCUGGACGAGAUGAAGGCACUGUUCGUUUAUCCAGAAUUUGGAAUAAAACUUUACAAGGAUCUGAAUUCUAAUAAUGGAGAAAGAGGAAUAACUGAACACGAUUUCAACAUGAACACUCCCCACGUGAUCAAAGGAUGUGACUUCAACAAUGCAGUAGCAAAUGUUCGUCCGACCAUUGAACAAAUCAGGCAAAACACCAAACAAAUUUGGGAUAUUAUCAGUUCGAAAAACAUCACAGAAAGUGGAUAAAUUAAUUCUAUUUAGAUCAUUACAUUAUUGUCAUUUUUGCUAAUUGAAAUUGGAAAUUUUGAUUUGUAAGUAUUGAUCUGUAAUGCAUUUGCAUUCAUUU